GGAGGUGUUCUGACCAACCCGCACUGACUGAGGUUUGUCAGUAAAGAAGUCAAGCAGCCAGUUGCACAAGGUGGUGUUAAAGGCUCAGAUUCUGUUUGUCCAACAGAUGUUGAGAGAUGAUGGUGUUGAAUGCUGAGCUAAAGUCCAAGAACAGCAUCCGCACAUGGGUGUUCUUCUCCCCCAGAUGUGCGAAGCUCAGGUGAAGAGCAGAGAACAUGGCAUCCUCGGUGAAGCGGUUUGACCGGCAGGAAAACAGGAAAGGGUCGAGUGUGGAGGAAUAACUGGAGGUGAUAUGCUCCUUAACCAGCCUCUCAAAGCACUUUAUCAUGAUGGGAGUCAGUGUCACGUGCUGACAGUCAUUUAGUGAUGUGAUUUGAGGGUUUUUUGGCACUGCUAUGAUGAUGGCAAUCUUGAAACAUGACGGGUACAGUAGCUUGGUUCAAUGAGGUGUUAAAAAUUUAGUUCUGGACACCAGCCAGCUGAUCUGUGCACUCCCUGAGAACCCGCCUCAGAAUGAUAUCAGGUCCUGGAGCCUUCCGUGUGCUGACCCUCUUCGGGGUCUUCCUCAUGUCAACAGAGUCUAGAUGCAGUGCCUUUUAUCCUGGCAUGGAGCAUCCUUCACUGCAGGGUUGCCGUUUAGUGUCUCAAAUACCCCAAAGAAGUUAUUUUGGUCAUUUAAAAAAACAAUUCUCAGAAAAUAUAAAAUAUCACAAACGUACACACAGUAAAACAUGGAAUCCAGCCUUUUUGUGUGAUUGUGGAAUGCCUAGUUCCUCUAUGACAAUGUCAACGACUGUGCAGAUUUGUAUGUGUGUGUGUGUGUGUGUAGAAGGUCAUGGUUAAAAAAAUAACACAAGAUUCCAGUAAGUCAGUCACGAAGACUUUAUUUACUUUUUAACAUUCAUCAAACACUAGCAUUUAUUAUUAAAACUCAGCUGCUGCUCAGGCUAAUGUUUACAGAUCCUCUUGACCCUUCACGUGACUUGCAGUUACAAUGGUACUGUAUCUGUCUUUCUUUGUUGCUGCCCACACCUACAUUUCAAUCCUGGCUAUCUGUCUCUAGUUUAAGCUCCGUCUCUCUACUGUACUGUACCUGGCUGUCGGCCAUCAUGUGUGAUUCCCAGUGCCAUGUGCCAGCUGUUGCACAUGUCCGUCUGUGUUAGGGGGAGUUGUCUAGGGUCCAGUGUCUCCAGAUCGCCAGAAGAACUUGCAACUUCUCUUGUACUUGUAGCCUGAAUAUUUCAUGGAUGGUUUUGUAUAAGGUUUCCUUGAAUGUAAAACAUCAUUGGCCGUACCCUACAAAAAAAGGACAAGAAGCAAUAAGAGAUUGAUCCAGUGCUGUGAGGGUUAAGUUCUGAAAGUUAAUGUAAUAACUGCUAGCACCAUCUGCUGGCCUACUUCCUUUACAAAGAGAGAGAGAGAGAGAGAGAGAGAGAGAGGGGGGAGCGAGUGAGAGAGAAAAAAACGAGCUUCGGUUUUAACGACAUCUCUAAUAUUCAUGCUGAUGCAUUUUGCUGCUUUGUGCUUUCAUUUUCCUGCCGGAGCUCGCUGCGCUCAAGCCCCAGCCGACUGGAAAGCAGAAACGAAAAAGCCUCAAGCCUUUAUAAACGGAGUUUACAUACCUUAUCCUGGGACGACGAGGAAAAGAAGGGACGAGAAAUCAAUGACCCGGCGUUAGGAAAACUCUGAGCGAGCGAGGUACUGCCACGCACCUCCUCUGCCUCUGCUCUGCUCCCUCAUCACCCAGUGAAGAGACAAACCAGGGUGAGGGAGGGAGUGAAGAGGGAGAGGGGGUGAGAGAGCUCCCAUGCACUCCUCUUGAGCCCUGCCCGCUGGGGGAGGAGGAGGAGGAGACAAGCCACUCCGGCGUUCUCGCACCGCCUGAGGAAGAAGACGAGUGGACGGCCGCCGCCACCGCCGGAGGAGGAGGUGGUGGUGGAGGAGGGGAGGCAAACCAGUGGGGAGGGGGAAGGGGGGGUAGACACUCGCCACACAAGGAAGAGAACUGUGGAAAAGUGUAUUUAUUCUGGAGAAGGAGCAGCAGCGAGAAAACCCGGCGAAAGGGCAACCAGGCUUUUGUUAGCUGGUCACACAGAGAGAGAGAGACUGAGAGAGAGAGUGAGUGAGCAAGUGAGGGAGGGAGUUUGUGGGGGGAGGUAAAGAGGAAGAAAAAAAUGUCUACAGUGAAGAGGCCAAGAGGAAGGCCUCGAAAGAACACCAAUGGUCCCACGAGUCACGUCAGGGCCCUCAGUCCUGUGAUGAAGAGCAGUUCAUCAUCCUCUUCAUCAUCCUCAUCAUCAUCAUCCUCCUCCUCGUCCUCAUCCAGUUCUCCAUCAGAGAAGAGGACGCCGCGGCGGACGCUGCAUCAUCAAGAUGUUGCACCCUUCGACAAGCAGGAAAAGGCCAAUCGGAUAAUAUCAGAGGCCGUAGCUAAAGCCCGACAACGUGGAGAGAAGAACAUCCCGAGGAUCAUGAGUCCCGAGAGCUUUCCCAGCUCGUCGUCACAGCACAAAGGUCAUCAGGCGCAUAAAGGAAAUGGCAAAGUGCGGUCCAAAUUUAAAGCCUCCAGGAAGGCCUGCAUCGUCCCUCCGUCCGCCUCCAAGCAAAAGCCCAAGAUCGGGAAAAUUGUAAUCAAGAUAGGGAAGAAGAAGAAGCGAAAGCCCGACUCUUCCGAAGAGGAGUCAGAUGAAGACCCUCCGCCUCGACACACAUCUAAAGACUCGAAGAGACGCUCUAAUCGUCAGGUGAAGAGGAAGAAGUACGCCGAGGAACUUGAAGCCAGGCUGUCAGAUGAAGACGGCAAAGUGAUUGUCAAAGCCAAGAAGGCCAAUUCCACGCCAUCCAAGCAGCCUGCAGUGCAACUCUUUGUGGAAAACCCCAGUGAAGAAGAUGCCGCCGUCGUGGACAAAAUCAUGUCCUCUCGUGUCAUCAAGAAGGAGGUUUCCCCAGGAGUUGUAGUCGAAGUGGAAGAGUUUUUUGUCAAGUACAAAAACUACUCCUAUCUCCACUGUGAAUGGGCCACAGAGGGCCAUCUGGAGAAGGACAAGAGAAUCCAGCAGAAGAUCAAACGCUUCAAGAUGAAACAGGCGCAACGGGCACUCUUCUUCGCCGACAUGGAAGAAGAGCUCUUCAACCCAGACUAUGUUGAGGUGGACCGCGUGCUUGAGGUGUCUUAUUGCGAGGAUAAAGACACCGGGGAGGAAGUGGUCUACUACCUAGUUAAAUGGUGCUCCCUGCCAUAUGAGGACAGCACAUGGGAGCUAAAGGAUGACGUGGAUCAAAGCAAGAUUGAGGAGUUUGAGCAGCUGCAGGCAGCCAAGCCGGACUCACGUAGGGUGGAACGGCCCCCAGCCAACCUGUGGAAGAAGAGGGAGCAGUCGCGACAAUACAGGAAUGGCAACAGCCUCAGGGACUACCAGCUGGAGGGGGUCAACUGGUUGCUCUUCAAUUGGUACAACAGGCGAAACUGCAUUCUGGCAGAUGAGAUGGGCCUGGGAAAGACCAUCCAGUCCAUCACCUUUCUGGAAGAGAUCUACCGUGUAGGCAUCAAGGCUCCUUUUCUCAUCAUUGCCCCGCUGUCCACCAUUGCAAACUGGGAGCGCGAGUUCCGCACUUGGACGCACAUGAAUGUCAUCGUGUACCACGGCAGCGUUGUUAGUAGGCAGAUGCUGCAACAGUAUGAGAUGUACUUCAGGGAUGCACAGGGCCGUGUGUUGCGAGGCACCUACAAGUUCCAGGCUGUCAUCACCACGUUCGAGAUGAUCCUGGGGGGCUGCCCUGAGCUCAGUGCCAUUGAGUGGCGCUGCGUCAUCAUCGACGAAGCGCACCGCCUCAAGAACAAGAACUGCAAGCUGCUGGAAGGCUUCAAGCUUAUGAGCCUGGAGCACAAGGUCCUGCUGACAGGCACUCCGCUUCAAAACACAGUAGAAGAACUUUUUAGCCUGUUGCACUUCCUGGAGCCGGCGCGUUUCCCAUCGGAAAACACUUUCAUGCAGGAGUUUGGAGACCUCAAGACUGAAGAACAGGUACAAAAGCUGCAGGGCAUCUUGAAGCCGAUGAUGCUCCGACGCUUAAAAGAAGAUGUUGAGAAGAAGCUGGCACCCAAGGAGGAGACCAUCAUCGAAGUGGAACUCACCAACAUCCAGAAGAAGUAUUAUCGUGCCAUUCUAGAGAAGAAUUUCUCCUUCCUGGCCAAGGGAGCAGGGCAGGCCAACAUGCCCAACCUGGUCAACACAAUGAUGGAGUUAAGGAAGUGCUGCAACCACCCCUACCUCAUCAAAGGGGCAGAAGAGAAGAUCCUGGAGGACUUCAGAGAGGUCUGCAGCCCAGCUGCCUUGGACUUCCACCUGCAAGCCAUGGUACAGUCUGCCGGAAAGCUGGUCCUCAUUGACAAACUUUUGCCCAAGAUGAAGGCUGGCGGGCACAAGGUGCUCAUUUUUUCACAAAUGGUGCGCUGCUUAGACAUCUUGGAAGACUACCUCAUUCAGAGAAGGUACUUGUAUGAGCGGAUAGACGGUCGCGUUCGCGGAAACCUGCGGCAGGCGGCCAUCGACCGUUUCAGCAAGCCCGACUCAGACCGCUUCGUUUUCCUGCUAUGCACGCGAGCCGGUGGCUUGGGCAUCAACCUGACGGCAGCGGACACGUGCAUCAUCUUCGACUCCGAUUGGAACCCACAGAACGACCUCCAGGCUCAGGCCCGCUGCCACCGCAUUGGUCAGAACAAGGCGGUGAAGGUGUACCGACUGAUAACCAGGAACUCAUACGAGCGGGAGAUGUUCGACCGUGCCAGCCUCAAGCUAGGUUUGGACAAAGCGGUAUUGCAGAGCAUGAGCGGCCGCGACAACAGCCUGGGAGGAGGUGCCUCUGGUGGAGCAGGAGGCACAGGGGGUGGGGCGGUACAGCAACAGUUGUCCAAAAAGGAGAUUGAGGAUCUGCUGCGACGUGGAGCCUACGGCGCCAUCAUGGAUGAGGAGGAUGAGGGUGCCAAGUUUUGCGAGGAGGACAUCGACCAGAUCCUCCAGCGCCGAACCAAGACUAUCACCAUCGAGUCCGAGGGCCGAGGGUCCACCUUUGCAAAGGCCAGUUUUGUGGCAUCCGGGAACCGCACAGACAUCUCUCUGGAUGACCCCAACUUCUGGGAUAAGUGGGCUAAGAAGGCUGACAUCGAUAUGGAAAUGGCCAAUGGCAGAAACAGCUUGGUCAUCGAUACACCCCGCGUCAGAAAGCAGACGAGACCCUUUAGUUCCACAAAGGAUGAGCUGGCUGAGCUGUCUGAGGGUGACAGCGACAGCGACGACACCAAGCCCAAAGUCAGGCGAGCCCAUGAGAGGCCGAACAGCUAUGGCCGCACAGAAUGCUUUCGUGUGGAGAAGAACCUGCUGGUAUACGGGUGGGGCCGCUGGAAGGACAUCCUCGUCCAUGGACGUUUCAAGAAGCAGCUGACCGACUGGGAUGUGGAGUCCAUCUGUAGGGCUCUGCUGGCCUACUGCCUGGUGCACUACCGUGGCGACGACAAAAUCAAAGGGUUCAUGUGGGACCUGAUUGCUCCCGCCGAAGACGGCCGCACCAAGGAGCUCCAGAAUCACUUGGGUCUGUCUGCACCUGUUCCUCGUGGACGUAAAGGCAAGAAGAUGAAAACCCAGUCCAGUUCGUUUGACAUCCACAAGGCUGAGUGGCUUCGGAAGCACAACCCAGAGCACAUGCUGCAGGAUGACGGCUACAAAAAACACCUCAAGCACCACUGCAACAAGGUGCUGCUGCGAGUCAGAAUGCUGUACUACCUGAAACAAGAGGUGAUAGGCGACGAGGCGCAGAAAGUUCUAAACAACGUGGAUGCUAGUGAAAUCAAGAUCUGGGUGCCAGAGCCAGACCACUCAGAACUGCCAGCCUUGUGGUGGGAUACUGUGUCUGACAAGUGUCUGCUCCUGGGAGUCUUCAAGCAUGGUUAUGAGAAGUACAAUACCAUCCGAGCAGACCCCGCACUGUGCUUCCUAGAACGGGUUGGCCGACCGGACGACAAGGCUAUUGCUGCUGAACAGAGAGGCAACGAUUUUAUGGACGGGGAUGUGGACGAUCCUGAGUACAAGCCUGCUCCGGCCCUGCUGAAGGACGACAUGGAGGAUGACGCCUCCUCUCCUGGAGACUUGGUUGUCACUGACAACGCCGGAGACUCUGUUCCUGGAGCAACUAGCGCCUACUGGCCUUCGUCUUCCUCACUCACUGCCCGAUUGAGGCGUCUGAUCACGGCCUCACAACGCUACACCAAGAGUCGGCAGAUCCUACAAAUCCAUCAGGUGCAGUCGCAUUCGCAGUCGCAGCUGGCCAUGAUGAUGUCUGCGCCGCUCGGCCCUCCGCCACCGUCGGCGCCGCUACUGCUACAGCCAGCGGCUUUCAGUGACCCGCUUAACACCAAGAUGGCUGCCAAGAUUGAGCGUCAACAAAGAUGGACCAGGCGGGAAGAAGCCGACUUCUACCGGGUGGUCUCCACAUUUGGCGUGGUUUUCAACCCGACGGUGGGCCGCUUCGACUGGACGAAGUUUCGUGCAAUGGCACGGCUGCACAAGAAGACUGACGAGAGCUUGCAGAAGUACCUGUGCGCAUUCGCCGCCAUGUGCCGACGGGUUUGCCGCCUGCCACCCAAAGAUGGAGACGCUGCAGUGGACCCGUCUCUCAACAUCCAGCCCAUCACAGAGGAGCGGGCAUCGCGCACCUUGUACCGGGUAGAACUGCUCCGGCAGGUGCGAGAGCAAGUCCUUCGCCACCCGUUGCUCUACGAACGCCUGCCACUGUGCCAAAUCAGCUCCGACUUGCCCGCGUGGUGGGAGACCGGCACCCACGACAGGGACUUGCUCAUUGGCGCCGCCAAGCACGGGGUCAGCCGCACGGAUUAUCACAUACUCCGAGACCCAGAUUUGGGCUUUAUGGCAGCCCAGCGUGCCUACAGCCAGACAAAGGCCGUGCCGCAGCAGCAGCAGUCAAUGGGGUUCACGCCGCUCCUGCAACCUCAGUACCAGGCUUCGGCUGUUUCAAACCCUACCCCAAAGGACAUGGAGACCGGCGGGGCAAUGCCGAAGGUAGAGCCCCUUUCAGAAGGAGAUGAAAGCAGAGAGAAAGCGAAUGAUAGCUGCAGUCCCUCCAGAGCACCGGACACUUCCACAGGAGCUCCGGAGGACAAACCCGACAGUGAAGGGCAGAUGGUGGCAGCAAGGACAAAGCCUCUUACGCCCAACUCCUCUGAGAGGAAGCCCAAAAAGGCUAGCAAGAGGGGCCGCAGGGAGAGGCGGCCCUCGGCCACCGACUCGGACGGCUCAUCGUCCAGCUCUUCUUCGCGCUCCUCUUCAUCUUCCUCAUCCUCGUCUUCUUCCUCGUCCCGCUCCGGGUCUAGCUCGUCGUCAUCGUCGUCUUCUUGCUCUUCUGGGUCUUCGUCAUCUUCCUCGUCGUCCUCAUCGUCAGAUGACAGUGACAGCGAAGGAGAGAACGGGAAGAAGAAAGUACCUGAAGCUCCAAGCGUGAAGGGCUUCGACGAGGACAGCGUGGCCUCUUUAGGUGCCAUGCACCAUGAUGCUCAAGAUCCCCACGCAGCCCAAAAUGGCGUCACGAGCAGCGUGACACAUCAGUUCCAAGCAGGAGCUUACAUGCUGGCUGCCUCCCAUUGGCCAAAGGACCGCGUCAUCAUCAACCGUCUGGACAGCAUUUGCCAGGCGGUGCUGAAGGGCAAGUGGCCGGCCACGCGGCGCAUCUACGAGCCCGGCGGCCCCGUGGCGUCUUUCUACACAACCAAGCUCCUGGACGGCAGCCUGUGCGAAGACCCUUCGGCCUCGCCACAGGGGUCUAAGGUGACCGAGCAUGUUGCAGAAAGCAAGGAGUUCUCAGUCAAGAUGAACGAUCAGGAGGGAGGUCUCAAGUUGACCUUCCAGAAACAGGGGCUACCUCUAAAGAGACCUCUAGACUCUGAGGAGGGACCCCUAGCCCAGCAGCAGCAGUAUCUGGCCCGGCUCCACGACUUGCAGAACGCCUCUGACACGGGCCUGGCUGACAUUACCAAGCCACAGUGCAGCUUCCAGAAUGUGCCUCCAGGUCUUGCUGGGACAAUGAGGCUGAACGGAGUGCUAGACAGCCAGCCAGUGGUUAAGCGGCGACGAGGGAGGAGGAAGAACGUAGAGGGCAUGGACCUGCUCUUCAUGAAUAGGACGCACGUUCCAGAUCAGGCGGCUCCCGGUUGGGGCGGUAUCGGCCAAGUGGGCAUGGCUCCCAUGACAGGGUACAGCCAACAGACCUCUGGACCGGGCCCGGAAAAUGAGGACAGCAGGGUCCCGGUCAUCAACCUCAAAGACGGCACCCGGCUGGCUGGGGAUGACGCUCCCACCAGGAAAGAUCUGGACCAGUGGCUGAAGGAACACCCCGGCUUUGUGGCUGACACGGGCGCCUUCAUCCCUGGCAUGAACAAGUUGCCUCUCAAGUUCCACGUCCAAGACGGGCGACCCAAGCAGAAGAGGCACCGCUGCAGGAACCCCAACAAGAUCGACGUCAACAGCCUGACAGGCGAGGAGCGAGUGCAAAUCAUAAACAGGAGGAAUGCUCGUAAGGUCGGUGGAGCUUUUGCGCCUCCUCUCAAGGAUCUGUGCCGCUUCCUUCAGGAGAAUCCAGAGUAUGGCGUACCGCCGGAAUGGGCCGAUGUCGUCAAACAGUCGGGUUACCUCCCAGCCAGCAUGUUUGACAGGAUCCUGACCGGUCCCAUCGUUCCCGAAGAGGUGAGUCGACGAGGGCGUCGUCCGAAGAAUCCUCUAUUGAAGGCGGCGGCCAUGACGCCGAGCGCGACGGCGGCGGCGUCCUCUGCCCUAGGCCUCAGCCCACUUUUGGCUAACGGGCUCCUGGCAGGCAUGGACCUGAGCAACCUUCAGGCCUUCCAGCAGAACUUACUCACCGCCGGCCUCAUGGGCCUGCCCCCCUCGGACGCCGGAAACCUGGCGGCGAGCAACCUGGCCGCCAUGUUUCCCAUGAUGCUUUCCGGCAUGGCGGGACUGCCUAACCUGCUGGGCGUGAGCGCCUUGCUCGGGAACAAUCAGGAAGGAGGAGGCGGAGGCUCGGAGGACAAGGAGACGGGGACUGGCGCUGCCACGGGAGAGCCGUCUGCCAGUGCUGGAGAACGGACAGAAGGCGCAGACGUCCCCGUCGCGUCCUCCCAAAGUGCCUCGUCCACCUCCAGUCCUCCUCUUCCACUCAACCCCUUGUUGCUGUCAAGUAUGCUUUACCCAGGGAUGCUUCUCACUCCAGGCCUUAACCUCCCCGUGUCCAACACACAGCCCGACCCCGCGCCACUCCCUCCUCCUCCUCCAACUCCUCCUCCGCCUACUUCUUCCCAAGCACCCGCCGUCAAAGUGGAAACGUUAGAAGACGACGACGACGAUGACGACGACGACGAUGAGGAAGAGUCGGCCGAACCCAAAGACAACAGCGGCAAAGCAGAGUCGUCUUCAUCCGAGUCUGGUAGCUCCUCCACUUCCUCAGACGACUCCGACUCCAGCAAGGACUGAUAAAAUAUUCGUUUAUUUAUGUACCACCCCGUUAAAAACGUAUUGCUAUAUUUACAUAUAAGUGGAUCCCCUCCCACCAAACCACCACCUGUCACCCACCUCCCAGCACUUACGAUUUCUUUACGUGUAAAUAACUAACCAAAUUGUUGUGUAAUAAAGCAAAAAUGUCAACAAACAAAAACACAAAAGAGAACUGAAAUCAAAUUUCAACGUUUGUGGACGAGGUAGCGUCGUUUCCAGACAUUUUGCAUGUCGGACUUGAGUAGAAGCAUCACCUUGUACUGUUUAAAAAAAGAAAAAAAGAAAAAAAAAUGAGAAAAGGCAUUAUAUUAUUAAGUCAGGAUUUAAUUUUAUUAAUUAAAAAUGCGUUGAGCUGUACUAUUAAUAUAUUUUGAUGGUGGGAUUCGGUUGUAAAUAAGACACAUUUGCUUUGCAGAUCAUGCGGAUGUGAGCAAUAACUCGGGCAGCUAACGAAUGUCACUCAAGCUGUAGAUUCCAUCACGUUCCAAAACAGGCUUUUCACGUCGGUCCUGUCAUUUUUUUGGUUUGUUUCAGCGGAAUUCCCUUUUUUCUUUUAUCGUGGCAGUCGAAAGGUCCCAAUUUCCAAUCUCAGCUCAGCAUGUUCUUCCGUAACUUGUCUUUUCCAGCUUCCUUCUACAUCCCCAAAUCAGGUUUAUCGACAACUGCAAGUUGUUCGUAGGUGUGACGAUGAAUAGGAAUGUGAAGCGUCGGUAUAUUUUUUUUCCAAUUUGCACGUUGCGAUUGACUGCCAACCAAUCCGAUGUGCACCCUCUGUUUCAAAUCAGCUGAGUCCAUGUCCCAGUAUUUAACUCGUGUGUGUGUGUGUAUGCGCUCACCUAUUGCACAAAUGCAGUUUUUUUUCUCUCUCCUUAAAGCCUUCCUGCUGUGCUAAAUCCGAAUUUCUCCGUUUUUCUUCGUCAAGAGAUUCCUGAUUUGCACCACUUCACUUCCGCGUCAGCCACCUCCUUAGGGCACAAGCACAAAAAAAUGAAUUAAAAUAAUGAUUGUUCCUAACUUCCAGUGCCAGUUCAAAUGAAUGGGACGUCUGUUGCAGUCAAUGGCACUCACGCCGGUUUGGUGUUUUUUUGUUUUUUUUCUUACUCCGCUUGUUUUUAAGCUUAAGCUAGACUUAGAAGUGCCCUUAUCUUGUACCUCUGCUUUUCAAUCCACUUAUUUGCUUAUGCUUUGGGAAGAACCGCAAACACUGGAAUUCAAAUGAAGCCGAAGUACCUUUUGCUGCCCUCUUGUGGACUGUUAGUUGAUCAACACUCUUAAUUGUGGCCGUCGUUCAGGCGACGUACCGUGACUGAAAAGCUUGCAGUGAUUUACACACGAUACUUUUUUUUUUCCUUCUCUUGUAGUGCCCUUAUACAUACGUGACUAUUAUGGUACAAUCACACACACAUACACACUACUGCUGUACAGGAAGGUGUCAUCCAUGUCAUCACUGAAACUUUUUUUUUUUCGUUUUUGAUUUGAUUUCAAACUUUGAUAUCUAAGUGUCACCAUGGUCAGUUUUUGUCUUUUUUUUUUUUUUUUCAUAAUUAUUUGUGCUCUCUGUAGUCAAACUAAUUUUAUGUAGUCGAAAGGAGGACAAAGAAAGGAAUGGGGAUGUCUUAAAAACACAAAAACGAGUCAUUUGUAAUUUAUUGGAUUACUUUCUAUGAAGUUCUAUACAGUAGAGGAAACUGAGGUUUAAUUAUUUUUAUUAAACAUAUUCUUCUGACUAUCCAUCAAGUGUCAAUUUGUAUGAAGCCCUGGCCAUCUUUUUUUUUUUUUUUUUAAUUAUACUUUUGGUUUGUUUUUGUUAUUGUUCUACAUCUGGUUAAAAAUUUCACAAAAUUGCAACCAGUUUGUCUUUUUUAAAAAAAGCAUUGUGUUAUAGAUUAAAUGUUCAAUUGAUUCUUGACUGACCAAUUGAUCAAUUGAUUUUUGACUGAUUUUAAACUGAGUCAUGUUCAUACUUGGAUGAAAGGGCGUAGGUUUGGUCUCAACAUUAGUAGGGACGAUGUAACAGAAUAACCUGCGUGUACACUUUUUGCUGGGGACGGGACAUCAAUAAAAACCAAACAGAUUGGGUGAAUGGGGUCAGGGCUACAAUGCUCACGAAUAUGAACCUAAUUAAUUGAUAGGCUAAAUGAUCAAUGCAAAAUAAAUCUGUAUUGACUAACUUUCAUAUGUAUUGGUUCAGGUGAGACACCGUUCGAUUCAAACCUUUGUUUUUAUAACUACUUUAGAAACAGUUUGAAAACUUCCAGAAUAAAUGUCUGGAUUUAAUUAGCAAAUGUAUACCUCAAUAUUUGAAGAUAACUCAAAUUAUUAAAAUACACAAUAAAUACGAACAUGUUAAUAAUCUCUUAUCUAUCCAGGAAUGUAAAAAAAUUAACAUUUGUCUUAAGACCACUCAACAUUGUUGAGAAAUUAAUAUAACAUAUAUAUAUGGCGGAAAACACUCAGGUGACUCGAAGUUCCUCUCUGAGACCCCCAGUUUGGCCAAAUUUCAAAAUUGUCCUAUAUCCAUGAGUGAUACAUCAUUGGAAAGCUUAAAAUCUCAAUUUUCUUGGGGAAGAAAAUUUUUGAACAGGAGGGCAUU
Messenger RNA from Corythoichthys intestinalis (scribbled pipefish), 12147 nucleotides. It is a transcript of the gene chd9, whose product is annotated as chromodomain helicase DNA binding protein 9. The coding region runs from base 2175 to 9533 and encodes 2452 amino acids. The record is from RefSeq and is a predicted model, not a curated record. The transcript is spliced from 38 exons. NCBI's taxonomy places the organism in Eukaryota, Metazoa, Chordata, Actinopteri, Syngnathiformes, Syngnathidae. Gene Ontology annotation, molecular function: ATP binding; ATP-dependent chromatin remodeler activity; protein binding.